Messenger RNA from Ochlerotatus camptorhynchus, 1775 nucleotides. It is a transcript of the gene shams, whose product is annotated as glucoside xylosyltransferase 1 shams. Bases 295 to 1416 code for a protein of 373 amino acids. NCBI's taxonomy places the organism in Eukaryota, Metazoa, Arthropoda, Insecta, Diptera, Culicidae. The record is from RefSeq and is a predicted model, not a curated record. The transcript has 3 exons. Gene Ontology annotation, biological process: protein O-linked glycosylation via N-acetylgalactosamine. Gene Ontology annotation, molecular function: UDP-xylosyltransferase activity.
AACGAGUUUUGUGGCACCUAAAUCGAGAAAGUUGGUAAUAUUUUCGGACAAAUUUGCAUAAGCCUUUACCCCUUUUAUCGCGCAUAAGGUUUUUUAUUCAAUUGUACGACUCUACAGCGGAGGAAAUAGUGAUUCAAUUCCAAGCUUACGCCAGUUUGAUAACUCAGAACGGUUAUCUCUUCGUGCCAUACUCAAAGGAACCAGUGUGCAAUUAUGGAUGUUAAAAAUUUACCAAUCCGGAGCUAAAUCGACAGCAACCGUUGGGAUCGCAAUCUAUCCAUCCAGUACAAAAUCAUGAGAGUCCACAGAUUGCUGGCGGUGUUGGUGUUGACUUCCUUCUUUCUGAUUUGGUACUACAUCCUGCGUGUAAACAAUGGAUUGUUCAACGGGCUUAGCUUGGGAACAAACUCAAGUUUCAGCGGGUUUAGCUUGGGUAGGAAGAGUCAUCGCUCCUUGGUCAACGGAACUGAGAUAGCGAUAGUGGUGGUGGCCUGUGGCGAGCGGCACAAUGAAGCGCUGAAUAUGAUUAAAUCGGCUAUUAUGUUCAAUCGAAAUCAAGCGCCGCUUAAAUUCAUCGUUGUAGCUGAGGAACAGUUGAAGCAAAAUUUUGUAGAAAAGUUGGACGACUGGCAGGAAAUUAACGACAAUAUCUUCACGUACGAAAUACAUUCCCUCACAUUCCCGGAAGCGAACAAACACGAAUGGAAAAAGUUGUUCAAGCCUUGUGCCGCGCAAAGGCUUUUCUUGCCGUCCCUUUUAACGCACAUUGAUUCAGUAUUAUACGUCGAUUCGGACACGAUAUUCCUGUCUCCGGUGCAGGAACUGUGGUCAAUGUUUCGUAGCUUCAAUGCAUCUCAGUUUGCCGGAAUGGCUCCGGAACAUGAGGACAAAAAUGCCGGUUGGUACAAUCGGUUCGCCAGGCAUCCUUACUACGGCGAUCUGGGAGUGAAUUCCGGUGUCAUGCUAAUGAAUCUCACCCGGAUGAGGGAGUUCAAGUGGGAGGAGCACAUUAUGCCUAUCUACAAGGAAUACCGCUUGAAGCUGGUAUGGGGGGAUCAGGACAUCGUCAACAUUCUCUUUCACUACCACCCGGAUAGGUUGUACGUAUUUCCAUGCGAUUGGAACUACCGGGCUGAUCAUUGCAUGUACAUGAGCGUUUGCGACGCACCGGAUGGCGUCAAGAUUAUCCAUGGAAAUCGUGGCUAUUUCCACUCGUUCGUUCAACCAAUUUUUAACCUAAUUUAUACAACGAUUGAAGAGUACGCCUUCCGCACGGACAUCCACGCCAACUUCAUCCGAACGGUGGAGGAUUCGCUGACGCUGCCGAGCAAUUCAAACUGUGAUAAACUGCUGGACAAGUUUUUGCAGGAUCCUAGGAAGUAUUUCAAACAGAACCAGUACAUCGAGGAUACUUAAUCGUGUGACGGCAUUUGCAUAUCGAGAAGUGAGAAGUGAGAAUUAUAAACGAACAAUUCGAAUCGAAUAUUAGUGCUAGUGAUUUCAUUUGACAGUGUAACAACAGAACAAUCCGAACGAUUUCUUCGCCCUCUAAUAUUUGCACGUAGCAUUCAUUGACGGGCGAUUGAUGGUAAAUUUAGAUAAAGAAAAACUCGCGCUAGUUGCUAGAUUUUUUACUGCAACCUUGACAUGUUUUUAGAAAUUGUUUAUUUUUUAAUGUCAGUUGUGAGUAUGUAAAUUAUACAUACACAUUUAGUCAGAAUCUGUUUAGAGAGCUACAUGUAUUAGAUGUAACUAUGAUUUCGGAAUAAUGCAAG